This is a messenger RNA of Cylindrotheca closterium, 315 nucleotides long. Lineage: Eukaryota; Bacillariophyta; Bacillariophyceae; Bacillariales; Bacillariaceae. The record is from the annotation of a GenBank genome assembly.
AUGAAGACUCUGUCCAUUCGGAUUUAUGGCGUUGAUGCUCCCGAGCUUCAAAAACGAAAUGCAUAUCCUCUGUCUCAACCUUUCGCGGAAGAAGCAAAGCAACUGACUUCUGACCUUGUGAUAGGAAGGAAGAAAGAUGUGUCUAUAGAACUCACAAAGAGAGGUCUAGCAACGCUGUAUACUGGGGGAGGUGCAGAAUAUGACGGAAAUCGUGCACUAUUAGAAUCACUAGAGGGUAAAGCAAAGAAAAGCCGGGUGGGCGUUUGGUCUAACAAUAACUAUGUUUCCCCAGCAGAGUUCAAAAGGAUGCAAUAG